CCCCAUACUUCAGGAUUCUACGCUUCCUCGUUCAAAAGUCGGUUCCGCUGCCUAUCCUAAGUCAUGCCUAUGUCCGCUGGAGAAGCUUCUUCUCAUCCUAAUAAGCUCAAGCUCCUAGAAACUGCCCGUGUAUUUCUUGCCGAGGUUGAAAACCUAACCCCAGGCAAAGAUCUGGAAAGAUACCUAAAUAAAAACUACAGCCCAGGGACCAAGCUCUACGAUGAAUUCUCUUCCCUAAUCCGCCAGGGAAUUCAGAACAACGAAGGCUGGGCCGCAGUCGACGAGCUCGACGGCCCCAAAUACCGUCGUAGCAAACUCGUAUCGCCUAACGCCGACUUCCGCUACUUCAGCAUCACAACCGUCUACAUGGACAGCGAUGUAGAAUACUCCGGACAAUAUCAUCAGCACCCAUAUGGAGAGAUCAACUGUGUUAUUCCGCUGACACCUGGGGCGGAGUUGAAGGGGAUGUCAGGGUGGCAGGGUGCAGGGUGGACGUCGCCGGGGCCAGGGACUCACCAUUACCCGCAGGUUAGGGGUGGUGCUGUUGUGGCGCUUUUCUUUUUGCCUGCGGGGAGGAUCUCGUAUAUGGCUACGCCGGAUAUGCCUCAGCCUGUUUCUAUCUGAAGAAGGGAAAUAUCCCGUCUUUUCGCAGAGACGCAGUACAGUGGUUUCAGAAUAAAAGCCCCCGGGCAUCAAACUCGGCGGAGCAAGUAACGGCGCAAACUGCAAGGCGUGAGUUUUAAACGUCCUUGAUCGUAUAGAAGUAGUGGUAUCUGUGCUUCCUGUAGACUCCUACUGUAUAGCCUAAUGAAUAGGUAACAAACCGUCACUAGGGACUAUACUACUGUCAUUCUACCCGUGGUACUAUAAUUCACAACGCCUUGAUUACUGUUGACCACGAUCAUGCCUAGUGAAUAGG
Messenger RNA from Aspergillus alliaceus, 919 nucleotides. Its product is annotated as DUF4863 family protein. The coding region runs from base 64 to 624 and encodes 186 amino acids. NCBI's taxonomy places the organism in Eukaryota, Fungi, Ascomycota, Eurotiomycetes, Eurotiales, Aspergillaceae. The transcript is spliced from 2 exons. The record is from RefSeq and is a predicted model, not a curated record.